This is a messenger RNA of Leptomonas pyrrhocoris, 486 nucleotides long. RefSeq lists its product as hypothetical. NCBI's taxonomy places the organism in Eukaryota, Euglenozoa, Kinetoplastea, Trypanosomatida, Trypanosomatidae. The transcript has a single exon. Bases 52 to 486 code for a protein of 144 amino acids. The record is from RefSeq and is a predicted model, not a curated record.
GCUUCACACCGCAGCCCCCAAAAGAUACGACAACUUGAUGAAGGAAAAGCCAUGCUCAUUCGUCGUUUUAACACUCCUCGACCGGCGGCAGCGUACACGCGAAAUGUUUCCAUGAAGAAGCUCGUCAUGGAAUACGGCGCUCCAUUAGCCUUGUAUUAUUUCAUCACAAAUGAGCUGCUGGUGUGUGGCCUCACCUACUUGCUGCAUUACGGCUAUUUUGGCAAGGAGGAUCUGAUAGACUUUCUCGAAUCGGUGGGUGCUUCGAGGUACAUCAAUCUAAAGGCUGUCGAAGGUAAGAGCUGGUCAUUCUUCGAUGGUCGCGUAGCUGUUAGCGCUCGGUUGGUAGCGAAUUUUACUGCCGCCUCAGUUUUUAUGUCCUUAUGGACACCUCUCCAGGUUCCCGUUUGCAUCGCAACCUACCCUUUCAUCCGUCGCUCGGCACAAUGGAUUCUGCGAAAACUACCUGUAGCAAAGGCUACUGAAUAA